AUUUAUCUCGCAGUGGUAAAUGUAAUCCUCUCUCUCACUGCAAUUCUUGGUAACUUUCUAAUCCUUGUUACCCUUCGUAAACAAUUUUCCCUCCAUCCGCCAUCCAAACUUUUGUAUGGUUGUCUGGCAACAACUGAUCUUUUGGUUGGUCUCGUUAGCCAGCCCCUCUAUGCCAUUUAUUGGAUAUCCAUAGCUAACGAACACUGGAAUCUUUGUCGAUACACAAGGGACGCCGCCUCCAUAACGGGUUAUUCAUUAUGUGGAGUAUCUUUGGGGACAAACGACGUGGAAGACGGCCAUAACUGCAGCGAAUCAACAAAGCUUGAUGGUAAUUACUUUGUGCAAGUAGUUACUUUGUGCAAUGUUACUUAUCGGAUUUCCUCAAUUUACAAACAAUGGAAUCUUUGCCGAUACUCAAGAAGCGCCGGCUACUUAUCAAGCUACGCACUGUGUGGAGUAUCUUUGUUGACAAUGACGACCAUAAGCGUUGACAGACUUCUUGCCCUGUUAUUGGGGCUGAGAUACAAACGAAUUGUAACUUUGAAGCGUACUUAUGUAAUAGUAGCUACCGUUUGGGUUUCGUCUGGUGUUGCUGCUCUAUGCUACAUUUUAAAUAAACGUAUAGUCUUUUGGUUUUUAUAUAUAAUUGUACCGUUAUGUUUAGUCAUCUCAAUCGCCGCGUACACAAAGAUUUUCCACACUCUCCAUUAUAACAAGGCACGAGUACAACAACAGUCGAGCCAACCAAAUUCAUUGAACAUUUUGCGAUACAGAAAAGCAGUGCACAGUGCACUGUCUGUGCAGUUAGCUCUAGUUGUUUGUUAUGCACCAUAUAUCAUAGUUGAAAGUGUGACAGCUCGUAGAAAAACAUUAUCAUCACAUAUAGUUGUAAUCAGAGGGACAGUAGUAGCCUUACUUUAUUUUAACUCUACCUUGAAUCCAUUUCUUUACUGCUGGAAGAUAAGCGAGGUGAGAAAAGCAGUAAAGCAGACAAUAAGACAAUCACUUUGCUCUUCAUGAAGUUAGAUCUUCUUCGAGUCAUCAUCUUA
Messenger RNA from Pocillopora damicornis (cauliflower coral), 1049 nucleotides. RefSeq names its product melanocortin receptor 5-like. Gene Ontology annotation, biological process: G protein-coupled receptor signaling pathway. Gene Ontology annotation, cellular component: membrane. Gene Ontology annotation, molecular function: G protein-coupled receptor activity. Lineage: Eukaryota; Metazoa; Cnidaria; Anthozoa; Scleractinia; Pocilloporidae. The record is from RefSeq and is a predicted model, not a curated record.